Molecule: messenger RNA, 1979 nt
Organism: Spea bombifrons (plains spadefoot toad)
Lineage: Eukaryota; Metazoa; Chordata; Amphibia; Anura; Pelobatidae
Gene: DPYSL5
Product: dihydropyrimidinase like 5
Exons: 13
Coding region: 65-1759 (564 amino acids)
Cellular component (GO): cytoplasm; cytosol
Molecular function (GO): hydrolase activity, acting on carbon-nitrogen (but not peptide) bonds, in cyclic amides
Source: RefSeq, a predicted model, not a curated record
GCCCAACCCGGCCCAUCCUUUGCCAAAGCUGCAGGAGCCGCGCCACAGCCAGCACCGAGCAGCCAUGCACGCCAACGCAGCCAGCGUCCGGAUCCUCAUUAAGGGCGGGAAGGUGGUGAAUGACGACUGCACGCAGGAAGCCGACGUGUACAUCGAGAACGGCAUCAUCCAGCAGGUGGGGAGGGAGCUGAUGAUCCCUGGUGGGGCAAAGGUGAUCGACGCCACGGGCAAACUCGUGAUCCCCGGGGGCAUAGACACCAGCACCCACUUCCACGAGACCUUCAUGAAUGCCACCUGCAUGGACGACUUCUACAAUGGGACCAAGGCGGCCCUCAUGGGUGGCACCACCAUGGUCAUCGGACACGUCUUACCCGACAGGGACAUCUCUCUGCUGGACGCUUACGAGAAGUGCCGCAGCCUGGCGGACCCCAAGGUUUGCUGCGACUACGCCCUGCACAUGGGGGUCACCUGGUGGGGCCCGAAGGUGAGGGCAGAGAUGGAGACCUUGGUGCGUGAGAAAGGCGUGAACUCCUUCCAGAUGUUCAUGGCGUAUAAGGAUCAGUACAUGCUGCGCGACAACGAGCUCUACCAGGUCUUCCGACACUGCAAGGACAUCGGCGCCGUGGCACGAGUCCACGCAGAGAAUGGCGACCUGGUGGCCGAGGGCGCUAAGGAGACUCUGGAGCUCGGAAUCACCGGCCCCGAAGGGAUUGAGAUCAGCCGACCCGAAGAGCUGGAAGCAGAGGCCGUGCACCGAGCGAUAACCAUCGCUAACCGGACUUUUUGUCCGUUGUAUUUGGUGAACGUCUCCAGCAUUUCAGCUGGUGAUGUCGUCGCGGCGGCCAAGAUGCAAGGUAAAAUCGUGUACGGAGAGACCACGACGGCCCACGCCACCCUGAACGGUCUGCACUACUAUCACCAGGAGUGGUCCCACGCGGCAGCCUACGUCACCGCCCCCCCGCUGCGGCUGGACGCCAACACGCCCAACUACCUCAUGAGUCUUCUGGCUAAUGACACGCUCAACGUGGUGUCCUCAGACCACAGAACCUUCACUACCAAACAGAAAGCCAUGGGCAAGGAGGACUUCACCAAGAUCCCCCAUGGAGUGGGAGGCGUGCAGGACCGCAUGAGCGUCAUCUGGGAGAGAGGAGUGAUUGGAGGGAAAAUGGACGAGAAUCGCUUUGUGGCGGUGACGAGUUCCAACGCAGCCAAGAUUCACAAUAUGUACCCCCGUAAAGGGCGCAUUAUCCCGGGCGCUGAUGCCGACGUGGUGGUCUGGGACCCAGAGGCCGCCAAGACUCUGUCGGCCGGCAACCAGGUGCAGGGUGGAGACGUGAAUCUGUACGAGAACAUGAGAUGUCACGGCGUGGCUCUCGUCACCAUCAGCCGCGGCCGCGUGGUCUACGAGAACGGAGCGUUCAUGUGCGCCGAGGGAUCGGGCGAGUUCUACCCCAUGAGGACCUACCCGGACUUCCUGUACAAGAAGAUGAUCCAGAAGGAGAAGACUUUAAGUCUUAAAUGUGUGGAUCGCACUCCGUAUCAGGGGGACGUGGCCGUCGUGGUGCAUGCUGGGAAAAAGGAAUCGGGCAGCCCGCUGGCAGACACUCCGACUCGGCCGACCACUCGUCACGGCGGCAUGCGGGAUCUCCACGAGUCCGGCUUCAGCCUUUCUGGCGCUCAGAUCGAUGACCAUGUCCCAAAGCGAGCCUCGGCCCGGAUCCUCGCGCCUCCCGGUGGAAGAUCCAGCGGGAUCUGGUAAUCCGCAUCAAACCGACCCAUGUUUGCCCUCGACUCCCGUCUCCAGGUCCUUUAACGUCCCGCUCCCGGGGGAGGGGAGUCCAGCACUGCUGCACCCAGCUCACACUCACCACGUACACUCACCCGUCUUGUGUGUCAAGAGAACAGAAGGAUCCACUCACCUCGCCGUCCAGGGCAGCUUCAUGAACGCUGAGCUGAGCUUCGAAAUCCCGCGAGUAACC